This is a messenger RNA of Galendromus occidentalis (western predatory mite), 3819 nucleotides long. RefSeq names its product UDP-glucose-glycoprotein glucosyltransferase (gene Uggt). Gene Ontology annotation, cellular component: endoplasmic reticulum. Gene Ontology annotation, biological process: ERAD pathway. Gene Ontology annotation, molecular function: UDP-glucose:glycoprotein glucosyltransferase activity. The coding region runs from base 27 to 3578 and encodes 1183 amino acids. NCBI's taxonomy places the organism in Eukaryota, Metazoa, Arthropoda, Arachnida, Mesostigmata, Phytoseiidae. The transcript is spliced from 23 exons. The record is from RefSeq and is a predicted model, not a curated record.
AGGCUCCGAAGGGGCAUCAACUGAAAAUGUUCCGGGAUCUUUGCCAUAAUUUUCCCUCCGUUGCGAGAUCACUAUCGAGCAUCAAGGUCGAAGAUGAUCUAAGCUCCGCGAUGGAGAGAAAUAAACGAUAUUUCCAAGGAUACCUGAAUCUAGAGCCUACCGAUACUGCACUGUUCAUCAAUGGACUGUACUUCGAUCUCGAGGUGAGCGAUCUGUUCGUGCUCCUCGACUCAGUGAAGCAGGAAACAAAGUUACUCGAAGGUUUGCACGAUGCUGGCUUCUCCGCGGAAACAAUCCAGAAGAUGAUGAAGUUGGAUCUCAAUUCGAAGAACUCGAUAUAUGCCGUCGAUAUCCGUGAUUCAGCUGUGCAAUACGUGAAUGAUAUCGAAUCGGAUCCGGAAUACAGGACUUGGCCCAAAAGUCUGAAGGACAUGCUGAGACCGACUUAUCCUGGCAUGCUCAGGUCCGUGAGGAGGAAUAUGUACCAUCUCACGAUCGUUGGGGAUCCGGCUUCCCCAGAGGCUCAAGAUAUGUUCAAAUUCGCUGAAAGCUUCUUUACGCACCGGGCGCCGGUCAGGAUCGGUUUCGUGUUCGCCGUGAAUCAAGACUUGCAAGUCAAUGGCUUGAAUGAUGGUGGUGUUGCCAUGCUCAACGCCUACAACUAUAUCGCACAGAACAAAAAGCCGAUCGAUGGAUUGGCUUUCAUCACUGAAGUAUACGCCAGUCAAGCGGAUGGAUACAUAGAAGCGGAGAGUGUAUGCAAGCUUUUCCGGAGCAAGUAUCCGGAUACCGAGCUGGAUUCGGUUUUUGGCUCGGAAAGUGAAUACGACACAGGGCGCCUGCUUGCAUGGGAUUUCAUCAAUCGAACGGGCAUCGGUGGCGACUCUCCGUCAGCAAUGCUCAACGGAGUUCUCCUGAAGCGUGAAAAUCUGAAGGGUGAGGUAUUCGAGGAAGCCGUGUUGACGGAAGUGAUGAAGCAAACACCGAAGAUCCAGAAAGCUAUCUACAAGGGUGAAUUGGUUGAGGACGACAAUGUCAUCGAUUUUCUCAUGACUCGGGAAAAUGUCAUGCCGAGACUCAAUGAAAGAAUCCUAAAUGCGCCGGAUAAGGAUCUCACCACUUUCGUGAGUCUAGUGGGAAGGGAGACUGACAUCGAUGCUAGCUCGCUCGCCGAGCUCUCAUCUGCGGACAUGGGAGCGAGCUUCGCGGCCAAACUGAAGUAUGUUGGGCAGGCGAAACUUUCCCCCCUGUCCGUGUGGGUGGUUGCCGAUUUGGAGUCUGAAAGGGGAAGAGAGAUUUUCGGACAAGCCUUGGAGCACUUGGAGAAUAGUCAUGACGCUCGUUUUGCCUUCAUAUACCACAACAAAGAUCACAAAGUCGGUGAGCUCGUUGAAUCUGCGCUGGAUUCCCUCCGCCCGACUGAAGCGACAUCAUUUCUAACCAAACUCUUCAGGAACUGGAAGGAAAUCGAAAGCGGCUCGCUGAGAGCAGAGCAGCUGGUCAAAAAUGACAAGCUCAACUUACUCGGAGAAGAAGCCGUGCGUAAAACAGUCCAGUUGCACGCAGCGUUCGCAACAACCCUACGACUUGCUCCGGAAUCGAGAGCUGUGAUAAUCAACGGGAAACUACUCGGUCCACUAGGGGAAGACGAGGCUUUCACCGCGGGAGAUUUUAACCUCUUGGAGAAGUACAGCAUGAGCUUGUACGGAAGCAAAUUGAGGGAUCUCGUGAAGAAUAGCGACUCUGCCAUGAGAGCCAGUUCGGUGCUACAGAAGUACGCCCAGAAUAAAGUUCGUCACGACAUAAAGUACGCGACGGACAAACACGCUGUCAUCGAUACCCCGGCGAAGCUUCCUCAGCAAGCGGCUCACGAGAUCACGGCUAUCGUUGAUCCGGCUUCAAGGGGCGCGCAGAAACUCUCGCAAGUUCUGAUUCUAUUGCAACGAGUCAUGAAUGCGAACGUAAAGGUGUUCUUCAACUCUGCUCAAGGACAGAAAGAAUUGCCGCUGAAGACUUACUACAGGUUCGUUGCUCACGCCGAACCUCAGUUCGGACCAUCGGGGGAGUUAUCAGCACCACGUGCCGUGUUUACGGGCCUUCCUUCGAAACCAGUGCUCACCUUAGCGAUGGCGACUCCGGAAAACUGGCUCAUUGGAGCAACUAGAUCGCUGUAUGACUUGGACAAUAUACGCAUGGCUGACGUGGAGACUAGAGUCAACGCGGAGUUCGAGCUGGAACAUCUCCUCGUCGAAGGCCACUGCUUCGAUGCGUACAGCGGAUCCCCUCCCAGAGGAUUGGAGUUCACGCUGGGAUCCCCUGCCGACCCGGUCAUGUACGACACUAUCGUCAUGGCUAAUCUGGGCUACUUCCAAUUGAAAGCAAAUCCAGGUAUCUGGUUCCUGAGGAUCCGAGAUGGUCGGAGCAGCGAACUUUAUGAUGUCACAAGCACAGAAAACACCGAGAAAUGCGGUGAAGAGGUCGCUGUUCUGGUCACCAACUUCCGCUCGAAGGUCCUCAAAGUCAGGGUGCAGAAAAAGUCCGGAAAGGCGAACGAAGAACUUCUGGUUGAGGACGACGGGGACGAAGACGGCAUAUGGAACUCUAUCACCAGCUCUUUAGGGGGCCGGUCGAAGGGAGACAAGGAGAACGAAGAGGAAGAUGUCAUCAAUGUAUUCUCCGUCGCGACGGGUCAUCUCUACGAGCGUUUACUCAGGAUUAUGAUGUUAUCCGUUCUGAAGAACACAAACACGAAAGUGAAGUUCUGGUUCUUGAAGAAUUACCUCUCGCCUUCUAUGAAAGAUAUUCUGCCGUUUUACGCGGAAAAAUAUGGCUUCGAGUACCAGCUGGUUGAAUACAAAUGGCCGAGAUGGCUCAAUCAGCAAACGGAGAAACAAAGGAUCAUCUGGGGUUACAAAAUCCUUUUCCUCGAUGUACUAUUCCCGCUGAGCGUGAAGAAAAUCAUAUUCGUCGACGCUGAUCAGAUCGUCCGUGCUGAUUUGAAAGAAUUGAGAGAUCUGGACUUGGGUGGAGCACCGUAUGGAUACACUCCUUUCUGCGAGAGUCGGGAAGACAUGGAUGGUUUCCGUUUCUGGAAAAGAGGAUAUUGGUCGCAACACCUUGGGUCGCGUAGAUAUCACAUCAGCGCGUUGUACGUAGUCGAUCUGAAAAAAUUCCGAAGAAUAGCGGCUGGCGAUCGUCUCCGUGGCCAGUACCAGGGCCUCAGUCAAGAUCCGAAUUCGCUGUCGAACCUGGAUCAGGACCUACCAAACAAUAUGAUACACCAGGUCGCCAUCAAAUCCCUCCCACAGGAAUGGUUGUGGUGCGAGACGUGGUGCGACGACGCUUCGAAGCCGCAGGCAAAAACUAUCGACCUGUGCAACAACCCUAAAACCAAGGAGCCGAAACUGGUAGCAGCCGCUCGCAUCGUACCCGAGUGGACGUCAUACGACGAGGAGCUGAAAAGCCUCAUCGAUACGUUCGAGUUGCGACGUGCCAAGCCAACAACACCGGGCGAGAAAACACACAAGGAACGCGCUGAAUCCGAUCGGAAGGAUGCCGUGUUCCACUCAGAACUCUAGUGAGCGUUGAUGUUUCUUACAAUUCCAGCAAGUGAUACGACCUGUUUCUGCUGUAAAAAGUAGUUAAUCCUAACCGAAGCAAGCGCGUCGCGAACAUAAGUUAGUGUAUGGUUCAGUCGAUUGAGGGAACGAAAGGGUGGGUGAUACAUCAGAAGGGGAGGAGCGCAGGUCGGCGAAAAUGUAAAGAAUCGUAUGGAUCGAAAUAAACUCACUUACUCGGUUGUACAAAAAAAAUUCUGAA